UGAGGUGAAUGUUGUCUACUACUAUUAGUGAUCAAAAUCGCUAAAAUCCCAUCAUAUCGUUAAACCAUUACAAAAAACAUAAAUGUAGAACUAUAAAAAACAAAGAUUUAUAUCACAACUCAGAAUGAGUCAACAAGAAAUUAAGAAAAUCAUGUCCUACAUUUCUCUUCUUUCUCUCUCUAAAUAAACACACUCACACACACAACCUCUUUUCUUUGACUCUCAACCAAUCUCCCCUUUCACCUUCUUCCGACGAUGGCCUUCCAUCGCCGUACACUCCUCUAUGAAUCCGCCCCCAGCUUUUGCCAAUCCUCCUGCCCGGAGCAACAGACCGCCUGUACAUUGACCUGCUCCAAAUACUGCCCAGACUCCUGCAUAUCAUCAGAAUCCGAUCGAUUCCCGCCGCCGCCCCCUCCUCCUCCAGCCUCCACCGCCAUCGAUCCAGGCGGAGCCCCGACCGGCGGCCUCUCCCACGCCCUCACCAUCUCCCUCGCUGUCCUCGCCACCGCCUUCUUCCUCUUCACCUGCUACACCAUCUACAAAUUCUACACCCUCUGGAAAGCCUCCCGCCGCCGCCGGAUGUUGCGUCAAUCGCAGCGCCGCGAUUUCGACGAAGAAGGCGGCGGCGGCGAUUUUAUCGAUGGAGACGUCGUUGACCACCCGAUCUGGUACAUCCGGACGGUCGGGCUGCAGCCGUCGGUGAUCAACGCGAUCACGAUUGUGAAGUACAAGAGCGGCGACGGAAUCGUGGAGGGGACCGAUUGCGCCGUGUGCCUCAGCGAAUUCGAGGAGGAUGAGACGGUGAGGUUGCUCCCAAAGUGCAGCCACGCCUUCCACAUCCCCUGCAUCGAUACGUGGCUGGCUUCUCACACGAAUUGCCCCCUGUGUCGGGCUGGGAUUGUUGCUGCUGCCGGCGGUGCGUUUCAGCUGCAAGAGGAGCCGAUUGGCGUUGAUUCGAGGCGGAGUGAUGAAGGAUCGGAUGGGUUAGGGUUAGGGUUAGGUGAAAUUGAAGGGGAUGGGGCGGUUAGAUCUCAAAUUGGGAUCGAAUUUGAGGGGAAUGUGGAAGGCGAUUGCAAAAUUGAUGUGGAAUUUGAUGCGGCGGUGCAGCCGGUUAGGAGAUCGGUGUCGAUGGACGCUUUGUUGGCGUCGGCGAUCAGCGCUGCGGUGGCGAAUGCUUUUCCGCGGCAGUGUGAUAAGAGCUCCGGCGAUCAGUUGGGAAAGUUUGAGAGCCCUUCGAUUGAGAGGUAUGCGCAGACGGGGUCGUGUUCUAUCAAGAGGUCGGCUUCGUGCAGCGCCAAGGUGUUUCUUUCGAGACACAGCAGCCGGAGAUGAGAAAUUUGGACUUGUACGGAUCCGGUAAAUGGAACUCGUGCGGAUGGAAAACGCACGUUUUUGCUGAUGAAGCGUAUUUUUCUUCUUUUCGUAGCGAUUUGAAUCAUGCUGACUGCGGUUGAUCAUACCCCGCUGAAUAAGAAUGUCAUCGACUAGCUAGCGGAUCCAAGAAAUGGAACUCGUGUGGAUAGAACUCGUCGGCUGAAGAAUGCCGUAGUUGAUUAGCUAGCGUUGUCUACGAUGAAGCGUUUUUUGUUUCCCAUUUGAGUAGCUAGCGGAUCCAGGAAAUGGAACUCGUUAGCUGAAGAAGGCCGUAGUUUACCAGCUAGCCUUGUGUACCAUGAAGCGUUGUUGUUUCUUUUCGUAGUGAUAAGAAGGUCGUCGACUAGCUAGCGUCGUCUGCCGCCCAAGCCGCCCAAACGGCUGAGGAAGUGCUUUUUCUUUUCGUAGUUGUCUGAAUCAUGAAAUUGCAGUUUCUCUGAAAUAUGUUUAUGCUGCGAGAAUUAUAAUUGGAUAGAAAAAAUUUGCUGCCGAA
This is a messenger RNA of Salvia splendens (bonfire salvia), 1867 nucleotides long. Its product is annotated as E3 ubiquitin-protein ligase RING1. The coding region runs from base 256 to 1332 and encodes 358 amino acids. The transcript has a single exon. Gene Ontology annotation, biological process: protein ubiquitination. NCBI's taxonomy places the organism in Eukaryota, Viridiplantae, Streptophyta, Magnoliopsida, Lamiales, Lamiaceae. Gene Ontology annotation, molecular function: transferase activity. The record is from RefSeq and is a predicted model, not a curated record.